AUGAUGAAACAUUUAUUAAAAACAACCAUAAUAUUAUUUUUAUUUAUUCUUCUAUAUUAUGUUAUAUUUAAUAUUUCAAAUUACUCUUUGAUUUUUAAUAGAAUAUACCAUUUAUCAUUACAUAAAAAAACAAUAAAUUGUAGUAUCAUAGAUGAAAGUUUUCUACCAAAAAAUAAACUUUUAUCAUCUCAAAAAGUAUGCAUAAAACCUUUCUCACCAUUUUAUCCACGUUUUCGUGUAUCAACAAAAUACAAAAUUAAUUAUUGUGCUAUUGAUAAAAAUUUUUCCACAAUGAUGACAGCAAUAAUAUGUUUCUUGAAUAAUGAGACAAAAUAUAUCUUGUCAGGGAAACAUUUUAAAGAUGAAAUUUUUGGGAGGAGAUCUUGUGGUUUGACAAAUGAGGGAACUUCUAUUGAAGAGUUGGAGAAAAAAUUUAAUAAAAAUGAUAUUAAUGGGGAGUGGAGUUAUUUAGCUAUUAUAAGAAAUCCUAUAGAAAGAUUUAUAUCUGGUUUUGUUGAUAAGUGUGUUCUAAACAGAGAAUGGAUGAAAAAACCUGGUAUAUGUGGUGGUUGUAAAAUGGAUAUGAAAUGUUUCAUUGAAAAGAUAUACGAUAGAAUGUAUAGGAGAAGUUAUAAUGGAGAAAGAUUAAAUAAUUUUGAUGAUCAACAUUUUUUUCCCCAAAAUUGGCGAUGUGAGUUUUAUAAAAAUUUUAAAAAAUUUUAUUUUAUUAAAUAUUCCUCAUUAGAAAGUAGGAAAAGUAAUUUUAUUGAAAAUCUUAUAAAUUAUUUUAAAUCAAAACAUAUACCAAAAGAAUCUAUUAAUUUUAUAAUAAAUGAAAUUAAUAUUGGAAGAACUUUUCAUUCAACCUGGAACAGUACAGAUAAAAUUUAUUUUACUAAUUUACUUUUAAAUGAUAAUUAUUUAAUUGAUAUAUUUACAAAAAUGUAUUAUUAUGACUUUAUAUUAUUUAAUUUUUCUCUUCCUAUAUUUAAAGAUUAA
This is a messenger RNA of Strongyloides ratti, 999 nucleotides long. RefSeq names its product Sulfotransferase family-containing protein. Gene Ontology annotation, biological process: positive regulation of response to oxidative stress. The transcript has 2 exons. NCBI's taxonomy places the organism in Eukaryota, Metazoa, Nematoda, Chromadorea, Rhabditida, Strongyloididae. The coding region runs from base 1 to 999 and encodes 332 amino acids. The record is from RefSeq and is a predicted model, not a curated record. Gene Ontology annotation, cellular component: membrane. Gene Ontology annotation, molecular function: chondroitin 4-sulfotransferase activity.